Messenger RNA from Parascedosporium putredinis, 2610 nucleotides. The record is from the annotation of a GenBank genome assembly. NCBI's taxonomy places the organism in Eukaryota, Fungi, Ascomycota, Sordariomycetes, Microascales, Microascaceae.
AUGGCACCAACCUUGACGGCGAGGAAGCAAGCCGUAUUUAAGUCUGUUUUCCAUGCCGAUGUAUCCCAACCGACGCCUUACUCCACCCCCUCUGUGAGGUUCGCCGAAGAGGGCCAGCCCUUUGGGGUGUUACCCACGGCCGGCGUCCCCGCCCAGCCCCGGCCGCAAGCAUCCGCCGCCGGGGAUGUGUCUAGUUACGCCGACGACCAAGUCCGAUGGGACCGCGCAUGGCACACGGUCACGUCCAAGAUUCAGCUUCCGGCCUCCGUCGCCGCCGAGGACUCGUUCGGCCCCCUGGCGCGCGAGUCCCAGGAUGACGACCAAGCCUUCUACGAGGCGCUCGGCGUCAGGCACCACUUUAUACAGCACGCCCUGCCCAUGCUUUCGGCCUGCGGCGGGAAUUCGAACCACGCCCAGGUGCUGCUGGGGAGCAUGCACACGCUCGAGGCGGCCCAUCGCCAGUACCUGUAUGGCCUGCAUCUCGUCCUUCGCGGCCUAGACGAAGAGCGCUCUGUCGCGGCCAUGCGUAGGUUCCGCCACGAUCUCCACUCCAUGAUUGGGAACUCCAUGACGCCGAGCCUGCUCGCCGCCCUCAGGGCUGUCCUACGACACCAAAUCCGCACCUCGCUCGGCGUCCCCACGAGGGGCGGGGCCAAGCUGGCGGAAUCGGACGCGUCGGCCGCGCGGUCGGAGCUUGUCGGCAUGGUCGAGUCCCUGCACAAGGUCGGGCUCGCGGGAGAGCGCUUCCAGGUGCUCUUCGCCGAGCUCAUGGACGCUGCGAUGGGGGACUUUGUCACCGCAUCGUACGCGGGCCGGUGGUCCUUUGGGAAGGCUAAAUCGUUUCGGCGGUCGAUUCACGGCGAGCCGGGCGGUGGCUCGUACUGCACGGAUCACCUGCGCGGUUGGGUGGAGAACCAGUUCUCGCGCCUCGCUGUCGAGGUGCUGGGGAGGUUGGGAGAGGGACAGGUGCCUUGGUCUGACGUGGCCAAGUGGAAGGACGUUGCCCUCGGGCGGCUGGCCACGUUGCGUACCCGGGAGCUUUACGAUAUUGUCUUGAGCUGGCCCAAUAGCAUGGACGGUUUGGAAGAUCUACGCGUCACAAUUACCACUCCGCAAAGGCGAUUGCAGCUCACCGAUACCUUUUCCGAUGCUCUCCAGCGGCGCCUUCUCCACCCGGGCUGCUCGACGCUCAAGAUAUUACAGGUCUACAUCUCAAUGAUUCGCACCUUUCACGCUCUCGACCACUCCAAAGUCCUCCUCGACAGGGUUGUCCACUCGCUACAGCUCUACCUAUGCCAGCGCACCGACGCUAUCCGCAUUGUGGUGACGGGCCUCCUCUCCGAUCCCGGCAAGGAAAGCGAGGAGCUCGCCGAGGGCAAGCUCGAGGAACUAGACUGGGACGACAUGGAGUGGCUCCCCGUCCCCGUCGACGCAGCGGUAAACUACAAACGUCCCAAGUCGGAGGACGUCGUCGGAACCCUCAUCGGCGCCCUCGGCGCGCCAGACAUCUUCAUCAAGGAGUUCCAGCGCAUCAUGGCGGAGAGCCUCCUGUCCCAAGAGCCUCCGUUUUCCCAAGAGAUCGCCGUCCUCCAUCUUCUCAAGAAGCGCUUUGGCGAGAGCGCGCUCCAAAACUGCGACGUCAUGCUGAAGGACAUUGGCGACUCAAGACGGGUUGACGCCGCCAUCGCCAAGUCUACGACGGCUGGCCCCGCCGGCCCGGGUGAGGCGCUGUACCUACCGGACUACCACGCCAAGAUCCUCUCGCGCCUGUUUUGGCCCACGCUUCCCCGAGAGCACUUUUUGGUUCCGAGACCCGUCACGGAGGCGCAAAAGCGGUACGCUGCUGAGUUUGAAGGCCUAAAGUCGUUGCGAAAGCUCACCUGGAUUGACAACAUGGGCACCGCCACGGUAGAGCUGGAGCUCCAAGAUAGACAAGUCCAAGUUGACUGCAAGACGUACCAAGCCGCAGUCAUCUACGCGUUUGGUGAUGAGGGAACCGGCGGCUCCGGCUCGAGUUCCCCUGCUCGGAAAACGGUCGAAGACCUCGAAGAGCAGCUGCAAAUGGACAGCGACCUUAUCGAGGAGUCCCUCGCUUUCUGGAUGGACAAGCGUGUGCUUCGUGUCGACGGCAGCGGCGGCUACGUGGUCCUGGAGACCCUAGAGGCGGAAGGUAGCGGGCCGGCGGAGACGACUGCGAGGGGCGACCAGCCGAAAUCACCGACCAAGCCUGGUCCAGCGACACCGGUUCGAAAGCCCGGUCCAGCGGCACCAGCUCGGAAGCCCGACCGCGCCAUCAACGCCAAGGAGAUGCAGCAGCGUCAAAUUUACUGGCAAUUUAUCAAGUCUAUGCUUACGAAUUCGGCUGCCGUGAUGCCGGCGGCGCAAAUUGCCAUGAUGCUCAAGAUGCUCAUCGCCGAUGGGUUCCCAUGGAGCAGUGAGCAGCUCGUCGAGUUUCUGGGAGACAAGGUGGAGGAAGGCGAUCUGGAGCUUGUGGGGGCAAAUACAAGUUGGUCAAGAAGUGAAGAGGCGGGCAUCGCUCUACGGGUUCGGGGCUACGGGGCUUGCAGCCACCUCGUGUGUAGGGUUAUGCUUUGGACGAAGGUGGGCUGA